AAGGUUUAAGCGAGGUUUCAUCCUUCACUCACUCUCUUCAGCUGUUGCUAUCAAUGGCUUCCACAGCAGCCUCCUCAUUCUCUCCAACCCCUCCUCAUGCUCAGAGUCAGGGCUGGAGAAGACCUCCCAAACUCCAUAACCACCACAAGUCCCUCAAAAACCUUCACUUUCUCUUCAGCUCAACCUCCAACUCCAACACCCUCUUCUUCAAGCCCUCACUCUCUUCCUCCACUCAUUUCCCUCUCAGCCUCAAACCCACUCCAGACCCAGUUCAGUUCCACCAGCUAAACGACUCCGUCCAAGACAAUCUCGUCGAAAACCUCGAGAAUUCCAUGAAAUUCCAGGCACCCAUCACCGAAUUUCACCUAACUAGGUCUCCAGAAUCGUCCCCAAGAAUCUUCAUCCAAGACCCACCAUGGAUUGCGUCCCUCUUUUUGAAGGGUAUGUUCAAGAAAGCCAAUAAAGAACUGAAACUGGAGUCCAAGGAAAUCGAUAGGAGGAAGUACAAUCUGCUGAGGAGGAGGCAGAUUAAGGCGGAGACGGAGGCGUGGGAGAAGAUGGUGGAUGAGUAUAAGGACUUGGAGAGAGUAAUGCGUGAGAAGAAGCUGGCUCCGAGCCUGCCUUAUGUAAAGGCCUUGUUUUUGGGGUGGUUUGAGCCACUGAGGGAGGCCAUUGCUAAGGAGCAGAAGGCACAGCAAACCAAGAAGCACAAGGCUGCGUUUGCGCCGCACAUUGAUUUGUUGCCCGCGGAUAAGAUGGCCCUGAUUGUAAUGCAUAAGCUGAUGGGGUUGGUGAUGAUGGGGAAUCAAGAUGGGUGUGUUCAGGUGGUUCAGGCUGCCGUGCACAUUGGUAUGGCCAUAGAGCAGGAGGUUCGGAUUCACAGUUUCUUGGAGAAGACCAAAAGUCUUCAGAGAAAGAAGACUGCGGCUGCGGAUGAAGAUGGUCUGAGCAAGGAGAAGGAGAUACUGAGGAAACGUGUUAAUGGUUUGAUUAGAAGGAAAAGACUGGUUGAGGUGCAAAAGCUACUGAAAAAAGAAGAUAUGAAGCCCUGGGGUCGGGAUACACAGGCUAAGCUGGGAAGUCGGCUGAUAGAACUAUUAACAGAAACAGCUCAUGUACAACCUCCGCUUGACCAAUUGGCAGAUGGUCCACCUGAUGUUAGACCUGCAUUUAGGCACAGACUAAAGGCUGCGGCAAAAAGUCCAGGGCAGAAACUUGUAAAGAACUAUGGAGUUAUUGAAUGUGAUCCCCUAGUUCUUACCGGACUUGAUAAAACUGCUAAACAUAUGUUGAUUCCUUAUGUGCCAAUGUUGGUGCCUCCCAAAAGAUGGAAAGGGUAUGACAAGGGUGGGCACUUGUUCCUACCUUCUUAUGUCAUGCGUACCCAUGGAUCUAGGAAGCAGGUAGAUACAAUGAGAAAUAUUCCUGGAAGACAGAUGCAGAAAGUAUUUGAGGCCCUCGAUAUGCUUGGAAGCACCAAAUGGCGGAUUAAUAAAAAGGUUCUUAACGUGGUGGAGAGCAUCUGGGCUAGAGGUGGCAACAUUGCAGGCCUGGUUGAUCGUGAAGAUGUUCCUGUACCAGAGAAACCACCAUCUGAGGAUUUAACAGAAAUUCAGGAAUGGAGAUGGAGUGCAAGAAAAGCAAAGAAGCUUAACCAAGAGAGGCAUUCUCAACGAUGUGACACUGAACUUAAGCUCUCUGUCGCGCGCAGAAUGAAAGACGAGGAAGGCUUUUAUUAUCCCCACAAUCUUGAUUUCCGAGGCCGAGCAUACCCAAUGCAUCCCCAUUUGAAUCAUUUGAGUUCUGAUCUAUGUCGAGGAGUCCUUGAAUUUGCUGAAGGGCGGCCAUUGGGGAAGUCCGGAUUGCGAUGGCUGAAGAUUCAUUUAGCAAACUUGUAUUCAGGUGGUGUUGAAAAGCUUUCAUACGAUGGGCGUAUAGCAUUCGUGGAUAACCACAUUGAUGAUAUAUUUGAUUCAGCAACAAACCCUGUUAAUGGAAAUCGUUGGUGGUUAACUGCUGAAGAUCCUUUACAGUGCCUAGCUGCUUGUAUCAAUCUAUCAGAAGCCUUAAAUAGCCCAUCACCACAUACUGUCAUUUCUCAUUUACCCAUCCAUCAGGAUGGUUCGUGCAAUGGCUUACAGCACUAUGCAGCCUUGGGGAGAGAUACUUUGGAAGCAGCUGCAGUCAACUUAGUUGCUGGAGAGAAACCUGCUGAUGUGUAUUCAGAAAUAGCUGUGAGGGUACAUGACAUUAUGAAGAGAGACAGCGAUAAGGACCCAACUACCAGCCCAAAUGCUUUAUUGGCUAGAGUCUUAGUCGAUCAGAUUGAUCGGAAAUUGGUGAAACAGACUGUGAUGACUUCAGUAUAUGGUGUUACUUACGUUGGGGCGCGUGAACAGAUAAAAAGAAGAUUAGAGGAGAAGGGUCUUAUAACUGAUGAUAGACUAUUGUUCACCGCAGCUUGUUAUGCUGCUAAAGUGACACUGGCUGCCCUUGGAGAGAUUUUCCAAGCUGCACGUGGCAUAAUGAGCUGGCUUGGUGAUUGUGCCAAGGUAAUUGCUUCAGAAAAUCAGCCUGUUCGUUGGACGACUCCUCUAGGUCUUCCUGUUGUGCAACCAUACUGUAAAAGUGAACGACAUCUUAUAAGAACAUCCCUUCAGGUUCUGGCCUUGCAGCGGGAGAGUAACUUGGUAGAUGUAAGGAAACAGAGAACGGCAUUUCCUCCAAAUUUUGUACACUCACUUGAUGGUUCACACAUGAUGAUGACAGCUCUUGCCUGCAGGGAUGCUGGCAUACGCUUUGCAGGGGUGCAUGACUCCUUCUGGACUCAUGCAUGUGACGUGGAUCUAAUGAACCAGAUACUAAGGGAAAACUUUGUGGAGCUCUAUAGCAAGCCGAUACUUGAGAAUUUGCUUAAAAGCUUUCAAGCAGCGUAUCCAGAAUUGUCGUUUCCUCCCCUCCCAGAAAGAGGUGACUUUGACUUGCAAGAGGUUCUAAAAUCUCCAUACUUUUUCAAUUGAAUCUUCACAUAAGCAGCGAUAAUAACCAGCAUGGGGAUAGCAGUCUCACUUAUACCAUAUAUGUCACCCCCAAAUGACCCAGUAGCUUUAUCAAGAGUUCAUCGAGAUAUGGACAUAAGUUGAAAUGGGUAACAGAAGGUUGCUUCUGAGAGAGCUGAUAGGGAAAUGUUUGAUUCCCAAUGCUCUGCAGCAAGUCUGUGAUUGUGAUCAUCUUCACAGGUUCCACAUUUUAGAGGCGAACGAUGUACAGUACGGGAGACUCCUUUUUCUGAAGUUCACGGUUCAAGAUCUAUCUUAAGUGGGAAAUGUUUUUGGAGGCUAGAGGUAUAUAAGCUGGGAAGUGUGUCCUGGCCAUAGGAGCUAAUUUAGCAAGGUUCAUCCGAGUGGUGCGAAAUUCUUGUAUCGGAAUAGAAAGGGUAGAAAGGGAUUGGAACAUGUUAUAUGGCAUACCUGUAGAAUUGUGAAUGGAAAAUUCUUGCAAAUUUUUGCGCAAGAAGUGUAAAGAAAUGAAGGACUUGUAUUGAUGGUUCUGUAUAAAUGUAAACUUUCCAACUUGAAAACAAGAUCCUAAAUGAAGUGCGCUCAUGUGUUGGGGGUUCAGACA
Rosa rugosa (rugosa rose) is the source of this 3624-nucleotide messenger RNA. Its product is annotated as DNA-directed RNA polymerase 3, chloroplastic. Gene Ontology annotation, cellular component: mitochondrial DNA-directed RNA polymerase complex. The transcript is spliced from 18 exons. The record is from RefSeq and is a predicted model, not a curated record. Gene Ontology annotation, molecular function: DNA-directed RNA polymerase activity; DNA binding. Gene Ontology annotation, biological process: mitochondrial transcription. The coding region runs from base 54 to 3020 and encodes 988 amino acids. Lineage: Eukaryota; Viridiplantae; Streptophyta; Magnoliopsida; Rosales; Rosaceae.